Messenger RNA from Talaromyces stipitatus ATCC 10500, 2159 nucleotides. RefSeq names its product C6 transcription factor, putative. The record is from RefSeq and is a predicted model, not a curated record. Gene Ontology annotation, molecular function: zinc ion binding; DNA-binding transcription factor activity, RNA polymerase II-specific; DNA binding. Gene Ontology annotation, biological process: regulation of DNA-templated transcription; DNA-templated transcription. The transcript has 4 exons. The coding region runs from base 75 to 2159 and encodes 694 amino acids. Lineage: Eukaryota; Fungi; Ascomycota; Eurotiomycetes; Eurotiales; Trichocomaceae.
AUAUUCAGUCCGAAUGAACAGCAGCAAAAUUAUCAAGGACCAGCUAUUUCAAGUAUCUGCUUGUUAAACCCAAAAUGUCUCUUCCAGUCCAGUCGCUGGGGCUGGGCGAUACCUUGAAGAGCUACUCGUGCUUUACCUGUCGCCAACGCAAGGUUAGAUGCGAUCGUCGCAGUCCCUGUUCCAAUUGCGUCAAAACAGAAAAACAAUGCAGUUUUAUCCCCCCAGUUAGAGGUAAACGAAAAAGAACAAAGCCCCUGAGAGAAGGACUCCAUGCGAAACUAAAACGGUACGAAGAGCUGUUGCGUUCGCAUGGUGUCAAAGUCGAGCCAUCAUCUGAUGAUGGGGAAGAUUCCGACUCUGAAGCUGCAUCUCAGCAUGACACCGAGAUGAAGGAUGUUGUCAAACCCCGAAGCAAAUUUCUCGAAAUGGACGAUUCCAAUUCAAAGCUCAUAACGAAAGAGGGCAGCUCCAGAUAUUUUGACAGUGCCCCGUGGUCUAAAUUAGGAGAAGAAUUUCAACAUCCAGAGAUGGGAGACAUUGAUGAACCAAUAGAAGAGUCAAAUACUCUGGAACUUGGUAUUUUUUUCGAACCGGAAAGCAAUCACAAACCUGAAAGUCUGAUAAGUCUUCACCCGUCGUCUCAAGCACUACCAAAAUUAAGAGAGAUAUAUGCCGAUCGGGUUGAUCCCUGGAUCAAGAUCCUGCAUCUUCCAACUUUUUGGGCUGCGUUAACGGAUGGCGUACGACAUCCUCAAAUCAUGCCUAAAAGUCUUGAGGCGGCAUUAUUUGCUUUCUAUCUCGCUACAGUGAGCGCUCUGUCAGAGAACGAGUGUCAGGAAGUAUUUGGGGCACAAAAAGAGGUCAUAUAUUCUCGUUAUAGAGCUGCGACCCGCCAAGCGUUAGUGAAUGCUCGAUUCUUAUCAACAUCUAGCCAAAUGACUCUUCGGGCAUUCACUCUCUUUAUUAUGUGCGUCAGGAACACCUAUCGAGUCGAUACCUUAUUUGUUCUGUCCGGAAUCGCUAUAAGACUUGCACGCAAAAUGGGGCUCCAUCGAGACGGAACAUCUCUUGGGCUAUCUCCAUUCGAUACAGAAAUGCGGAGGCGACUCUGGUGGCAUCUUGUUCGCGUUGAUUUUCGUACUGCUGAUGUAUUGGGCACCCGGCCCUCUAUGGAUCUGUCUUCGGGCGAUACCCGAAAACCCCUAAAUGUCGAAGAUGAGGACCUCAACCCGGAUAUGGUGGAUCAGCCACCAGAGCGAAACGGGAUUACUUCAAUGACCCUCUGUUUAAUUCAAUGCGAGACUAUGGAGACUUUGCAAAGAUUCUCAACAUCGUCUCCUGGCAAUGUUCGUUGGGAAAUCCUCUUUAGUGGGGAUAUCAGCGUCGCCAAGAAGGACAGCAUCAUUAAUCAAAUUGAAGACCAUAUGGAAAGAAAGUACUUACGCUACUGUGACCCGUCAAAUUCCCUUCACAUCAUGGCAUCGAUCAUGAUCAGAUCGUCAUUAUGCAAGAUGAAACUGUUCGCUCAUACCCGCAGGCAAUUUGCCAACAAUGCCACUCAAACCUCACAACGUGAGCGCAACAUAGUAUUUGAGAACGCUAUCAAGCUGUUGGAGUAUGUCGCUUUGCUAAAAGGGGGCCAACACGGACUGGAAAAAUACAUGUGGCAGAUUGGCACAAGCUACCUCUGGAACGCAAUUCUUUACGUGCUCAUCGAAACUCGACAUCGCAAAACAGGGUCCGAAGUGAACCGAUCCUGGCAACUGAUUGGAGAAGUGUUAUCACACUACCCGCAGGUGUUCGAACAGUGCUCCGGGUCUGUAUAUACUGCUCUAGGCAAGUGGAUUCUAGAAGUUUGGGAUAAUUAUGUCACUGCUUCGAACGCCGAAGGCAUUCCAGAACCAUUAACCCCUGCAUAUAUCAGUGCAAUCCGUCAGUGCAGAAGACCAGAAACAGGCCCCAACCAUCCAUCAUCAGAUUCUGGACCUCCUACGGGAGCUUCACUCGGUGAUCGAUGUGAAUCCAAUCUCACUGAUGUAGCAUCAUUUGUAUCCUAUGAUUUCCCGGAUCUUCUCUCCUUUGAGACGGACCCUAACGAAUGGGUGCAGUGGGAGCAGCUGAUCGCAAAGCAAGAACUCGUCCAAGUUGACGGUAUGUAA